GUAAAUCUAUUAAGUUGCGAAACGGUCAAACAUCAAUAUGAUGCGAUCAUGCAUCAUUUUAUUAAAACUGUUAUUGAUUUGUAAUUUCCUUACAUUUAUUAAUUGUAAAGGUUCUUACAGCAUUAACGCACCCGGCACUAUUCAAUCAAACCGAAAAUAUACAGUUUCUGCUACACUUCAUAAUGUCUCGGAACCUGCUACUUUCCGUAUCGGAAUACGUAGCAAUUUGUCUUGGACCCAAACAGAACUGGUUGAGCUCCAGCCAUGCGAAACUAAAAUGCUUGAUUUUUAUCCGCCUAAAUUAGAAUCAGAUAAACUAUACGAACUAAUUGCCGAAGGUGUCAAGGGUUUGUAUUUCAAGAGUAGUACACUCAUUCAGGUUGGACCCAACAAGGGUGUAAAUAUUUACAUAGAAACUGAUAAGGGUGCGUAUAAGCCUGGAGAUUUACUGCGAUUUCGUGUCGUUAUAUUGGAUGUGCAUGGCAAGCCGAUGAACUUUAUAGAGCCAAUAAAGGUUCAAAUAUUUGAUGCCUCCAAUAAUCGUGUCAAACUGUUCAAAGACAUACCUUUAAAGAAAGGUGUUUACACAGAUGCAUUUCAAAUAUCCAAAGAACCCCUAUUAGGUACCUGGUCUAUAAAGGUUUUCAUUGGUGGAAAAUAUGCCAUCGAAAAAGAAGCCAAAGUUGAGAUUGAAAAAUAUAUAUUGCCUAAGUUCAAGGUUCACAUUCAAACCGAUGAAAAUUUUGUUGAAGGAGAUCGUUAUAUGAAAAUCAAUGUAUUCGGUAAAUACACCUACAAUAAAUAUGUGCAGGGAAAAGUAAAUUUGACAAUAGAACAACCUAUCUAUGAUGGAAAUUUGGGUAGUUAUACGUCUGAUGUUGUUGAUUUUCAGGCAAAAUUUGAAAUUGAUUGCAACGAAUUUUAUAAUUUGAUAAGCAAAGUAUUAAUUGUUAGCGCUUCGCUAAUAGAAGAACAAACAGGUAUCGUUCAGACUACCGUAACUAAAAUCCAUCUACAAACACAGAGGUAUAAAAUAACCAUACCCUUUGAGGAGAUGGAAUAUCGAAACGAAAUACCUUAUCGGAUAAAGGCAAAAGUACAGCAUUGGAAUGGCUCCAUAGUUAAUGAUCGGGAAACAAGCAUGUUUAUGCAACAUGGCACCACAAGGUAUGAAUCAAAAUUAGAUGACAAUGGAAUGGCCACAUUCGAGUAUGGCUUCUCGGAAAAUGAUGGUUACACAUUUUCGUUUAAAAACUCUAUAGGACGAAUGUACAAUUUUAUACCCUAUGACUAUUCAUUCAAGCCGGAAGAACAGUCUCUUCAUUGCAAUUUAAAAUUGAAGAAUAAACGCCCACAAGUUAAUACAGAGAUUAAAAUAGACGUUAAAUCAAAUCAAAAUAUACCUUAUAUAGUCUACACACUGACAUCGCAUGCCAACAUUAUAAAAAGUGAAUUCGUUCAAUUAGAUUCCAAUACAAACUCUUAUACAAUCCAGCUGAUGGCGAGUAAGGAAAUGACACCGACUUCAUUUCUAUACGUUCACUAUAUGGUCGGUGGUAAUAUGAUUUAUUGUGAAACAGAAAUUGAGCUACCCGUAGUGCUUGAAAAUACGUUGUCCAUUUUCGCACCUAGUGACGUCCGACCUGGCGAAGACAUUACAAUGACAAUUAACGCCCAACCAGGUUCACAUGUUGCAAUUGUUGCUGUUGAUUUCAGUUCCCUCAUAUAUCGUUCUGCCUAUAGAAUAAACAAAAAUCAUCUUUUGUAUAUCAUGCGAAGUGAUGUAAGCUACUCUUUAGGAGGUUCUCGUAGAAAUCCGGGUGUAAUAUCCGGUCUAGUUACAUUAACUGAUGGACAUUAUGUGAGAGAAAACGAUUUUAUGCCUAUCGGUGUGGAGAAAACCGGCGUCGCUGGACUUGCGGAAAGUCACCCCAUGUCCCAUGAUUGGAGUAUCGCAGAUAUGCGCUCUUACUUUCCGGAAACUUGGAUAUAUUCAGAUUUUGAAGUCACUAGUGCAGUAACAACGAUUAACUUCAAAGUACCUGACUCUAUAACGACUUGGGUUGUUGAUGCUUUUUCGAUUAAUGAGAAAACCGGUAUUGGGCUUUUGGAUUCCUCUGUGAAAAUAACCGCUUCAAAAUCAUUUUUUAUCAACACAUAUUUACCAUAUUCGAUUAAGCGUGGAGAAAUCGUUUCCAUACCCAUAGUUAUUUUCAAUUACAACCCAGAAAGUUUAAAGACCGAUGUUGUAAUGGAGAACUCAUUGGACGAAUUUAAAUUUGUAGACAGCAUGAGUAAUCAAACCACCAACUCUUUAGUUGAACAACGAAAUAUAAUUGUACCGGCAAAUGGUGGUAAAAGUGUUAAUUUCUUAAUAUACCCACAGAAACUUGGUAAUAUUGAGAUACGUGUUAAAGCUAAAAAUAAAUUAGCAACUGAUGGAGUUUUGCAAAAACUAACAGUUGAGCCGGAUGGUUUGGCCAUAGCACAUAAUCACGAACUGUACGUUUCACUGAAACCGGAAGAAACCUUCACCAACUACUAUAAGACCAAUAUACCGGCCGAUGUUGAACCCGAUUCGGAAUUUCUUCAAUUGUCAAUAAGUGGCGAUGUUCUAUUGCCAUCCUUGGACAACUUAGACGAUUUAGUUAAUAAACCCACUGGUUGUGGUGAACAGAAUAUGAUACGUUUUGCUCCCAAUAUUCUUGUGCUGGAAUAUCUAAGUGCAACGCGACAAACUUCAAAGUACACAAAGCUAGUCGCGAAAGCUAAGAAAUUUACUGAAAUCGGUUAUCAGCAACAGUUGAAGUUUCGUCAUAAGAAUGGUGGUUAUAGUGUUUUUGGUCCAGGGCGGAGUCGUAAACCAAGUAACUGGUUAACAGCCUAUGUUGUACGUUUCUUUAUUAAGGCUCUUAAAUAUCAGCCCAUCGAGCCGCAAAUUAUUGAGAGUAGUUUAAGUUUUUUGGCUAAUCAACAAUUGAGCCACGGCGAGUUUGCAAAUGCUGGUUAUGUCUUUCAUCCGGCCUAUCAAAGUAGUUAUGGUUUUACGGCAUUUGUGUUGUUGUCGUUUUUGGAAAAUAAGAAAUAUGCCAAUCAGUACCAAGAGAUAAUACAAAAAGCUCUUGCUUUCCUAUCCAACAAUAUGGAUGAAAUCAAUGACAUCUACUCCUUGGCCAUUAUGGCAACAACAUUUCAAAUGGCCAAACACGAACAUGCUUCUGUUGUGCUAGACAAGCUUAAGCCAUUGGCCAAAACAGAAAAUGAUUUACAAUGGUGGGAGGCCAGUACAGGUGAUCGUGUAACUAAUAUAGAAAUCACAUCUUAUAUUUUAUUGGCUUUAUUACAUACACCCGGUCAAUAUUUGCCCAUAGCAAAAUGGCUGCUGGAACAGCGUAACAGUCAUGGUGGUUUCAAGUCAACACAAGAUACUGUUGUUGGUUUACAGGCUCUGAUUAAAUUCUUCCAGUUCACUGCGCCACAAAAUGACACUCUGAUAAAGGUGUCGUAUAGAGCUUUAGGUGUACAAAACGAAGAAUUAGAAAAUAAUGUUUUGGGUCUAGAACCCGACAAUGCGAAGAUUAUGCAACAUCAGCAGCUGCCACCUGCCACACGCUCCAUAGACAUUGAAAUUUCUGGUACUGGCAGUAUUUUCCUACAGUUCUCCUAUAAUUAUCGAUUAUCAUUGAUAAAGAGACGGAUAUUCAACGAAGCUACCAAAGAGUUACCAAAAAGUUUUAUUGUUAAAACUCAAGCCGAAUUAGCUGCCAAUAGUUUAACAAUGAAUGUGACACUAAGCAUUGUCUAUACGCCACUAGACGAUGUCAAACAUUUAAAGACAAACAUGAUUGUUGCAGAAGUCAAUUUUCCCUCCGGUUACAUUGCCAACGAGGAAAAUGUCGAAGAAUUCAGAAAUAGUGAUUAUGUCGAUCGAGUUGGAGAUAGUCAACCAGAUAAAGUAGUUUUAUAUUUCGCAUAUAUCGAGCCGAAUAAAGAGAAGACAAUCAGUCUGUUGGCCGACAAAAAGGAUGAUGUGAGAAACCUGAAACCAUCCACGAUUUUAGUUUAUGAAUACUAUCAUUCGGAUCGACAGGUUGCGGUAUCGUAUGAAAUUCAACAUAAUUAAAUUGUUUAUAAAUAAAUUUGUACAUCUUUUUAGCAAAA
This is a messenger RNA of Calliphora vicina (urban bluebottle blowfly), 4161 nucleotides long. Its product is annotated as pregnancy zone protein-like. Bases 38 to 4123 code for a protein of 1361 amino acids. The transcript has 9 exons. Gene Ontology annotation, cellular component: extracellular region. Gene Ontology annotation, molecular function: endopeptidase inhibitor activity. NCBI's taxonomy places the organism in Eukaryota, Metazoa, Arthropoda, Insecta, Diptera, Calliphoridae. The record is from RefSeq and is a predicted model, not a curated record.